GAAGGAACCCGAUCAAGCCUGGUCGUUUUCUCCGCUGGAGACGCUGAGUGGAUCACAUGAGGAGGAGCCACACAGACCCAGGACCCCCUGCACAUUUUUCAAGCUUCCCUACUCCAUCCCGAAGGCUAGCUCAGAUAAGGCGGAGGAAGAAGAGGACGCAAGAUAAAAUGUUCUUGGAAAUCAUGGAAGUAACCCGCAACGAAAGAGCUCAUCUGAAGGAGUGGAAGGACAUGGUAGCAAAGUACAGGAAAGAUACCAGUGAACAUGAGGAUAGGAGGGACGAACGUGAGGAUAGGAGAGAUGCUCGAGAUGAGAGGUGGCGGCAGGAAGAUCAGAGAUGUAGGCAGGAAGAUCAGCAGUGGCGGGAUGCAACGCUGGAGCUGCUGUGUGAUCAAACCGAUAUCCUCCGACAUCUGGUGGAUCUUCAGGAAGAGCAGCGGGGUCACAGAGUGCCGUUGCAGCCCAUGUUUAACCACCCUCAGUACUCACCAUGUUCCAUAUCUUCCUCACCCAGAUGUGUAAGAACGCGUGGGGGAAGGCUUUGUGCACCUGCCCACUCCACCCCUGUGGACAGUCCAACCAAAAGGCUGUCAUUACAUUGAAAUAUGCUUAAUGGCCUUUUCCUUCCCUCCUAUCCUCCUCCCAAACCACACUUGGGAUACCUUGUUAAUUCUCUUCCUCUUUUUAUAAUUACAUGCUUUUUAAACGAUAGUGACUUUAUUUCCUUAAGCAAGCUGUAAUCGAAGGGGGAGGGUGGGUUGCUUACAGGGAAGGAGUCAAUAAGGGGCGGGGGAGGUUCAUGAAGGGGAAACAAACACAGCAGUCACACCGUACCCUGGCCUGUGAUGAAACUCGUUUUCAAGGCUUCUCUGAUGCGCACCGCUUCCUGGUGAGCUCUUCUAAUCGCCCUGGUGUCUGGCUGCGUGUAAUCAGCGGCCAGGUGAUUUGCCUCAGCCUCCCACCCCGCCAUAAAGGUCUCCCCCUU
Messenger RNA from Gopherus flavomarginatus (Mexican gopher tortoise), 985 nucleotides. Its product is annotated as golgin subfamily A member 6-like protein 4. Bases 57 to 602 code for a protein of 181 amino acids. The record is from RefSeq and is a predicted model, not a curated record. The transcript is spliced from 2 exons. Lineage: Eukaryota; Metazoa; Chordata; Testudines; Testudinidae.